Ricinus communis (castor bean) is the source of this 3144-nucleotide messenger RNA. RefSeq names its product RINT1-like protein MAG2L. The record is from RefSeq and is a predicted model, not a curated record. Gene Ontology annotation, cellular component: Dsl1/NZR complex. Gene Ontology annotation, biological process: retrograde vesicle-mediated transport, Golgi to endoplasmic reticulum; regulation of ER to Golgi vesicle-mediated transport; endoplasmic reticulum to Golgi vesicle-mediated transport. The transcript is spliced from 4 exons. The coding region runs from base 122 to 2569 and encodes 815 amino acids. Lineage: Eukaryota; Viridiplantae; Streptophyta; Magnoliopsida; Malpighiales; Euphorbiaceae.
AAAUUAAAAAAGAAAAGAGUAUAUACACAAGUAAUUAAAAAACUGUCUGAAAGUAACUUCCUCUGCUUAUUAAUGCCAUUCAAAAGUGCAUUUCACUUUCAGUGACUAUUGCCUCCAAUAAAUGGAACCUCCACCGCCACUGCCACCGUUAAAAUCACCAUGCAGUCCAACACCUGAUGGAGUUCUUCCAAGGCAAAUUGAGCUAUCAUCUCUCCAGAAAGAGUUUCUGGAUCAACAUUUGAGUACCCGUGAAGAUCUUGUCGCAAGAGCUCCACUUCUCUUAACAGAUUUGAAGCAAAGCUAUGCAGAUUUAGAAUCCAAUUUCAUAAACUUACAGAGAAAUCAUAUAAAACUCACCGUUUCAUGGAUUUCUCAUUCUUUUGGAGCCAAGUCAUUGAUUGCUAAUCUUAAUUACAUGUUGGAGAAUCUCAGUUUUCACACUUCUCAAUAUGGGAGUUGUCCAAGGAAAAUUCUGAGUGAGGAAAUGCCUCAACUUGUCAAGGGCCUGAAAAGAAUUGAAUGUAUUCACAGUUACGUUGAUAUUGCCUUACAGUUGGAAGCUCUGGUUGGGGAUCUUGAAGACGCAAUUUACACUAUUGGAGAUUCACAUGCCAAGUUUUCAGCAAAGCUUUUGACUUCAAUGAUUUCAACUGAUUUUGGGUUAAAGCAAGAGAUACUACUCAGAGCCAUAAAAGUGAUGAAUAACAUCGAGGACAUAUUGGUUACUGUUGUGAAAGUUCAUCCUAAAUGGUCUCAUCUUUUGGAAUCUGUUGAUGUCAGAGUAGAUAAAUCUUUAGCUGUUGUUCGGCCUCAAAUUCUUGCCGAUCACCGAGCUCUUCUUGCUUCGUUAGGCUGGCCUCCUAAACUUUUGACAUCAAAAGUUGAUACUGGAGAAAUUACUAGCUUUCCUAACCCCCUUGUUUUGAUGGAAGGAGACAAAAGAAAGUGUUAUUCACAGAGUUUUCUAGGUCUUUGUGCUUUGCAGCAUCUGCAGACACGCAGGGAAGAUCGACAGCAUAACAUUUUUGGACAGAAGGAGUGCACCAUGAGACUUUGGGCUAUUGAUGAACUGGUUUCGCCUAUUGCUUCACGAAUGGAAUAUCACUUCUCUAAAUGGGUUGAACAGCCUGAAUUCAUGUUCGCACUUGUAUAUAGGAUUACAAGAGACUUUAUUGUGGGAGUGGAUGAUGUUUUGCAACCUUUAAUUGAUAGAGCAAGACUGGUGAGUUACAGCGCCAGAGAAGCUUGGGUUUUGGCAAUGGUGCAAAUGCUUUCUGAGUUGUUAUCAAAAUCUGUUGUUUCUGAACUUGCUAAAAGGUAUAAGGAGAAACACGCAAAAGUAGAAGUUGCAUCUUCAUGGCUUCAUUUGAUAGAUCAUAUUGUUGCUUUUGAUAAACGGAUGCAAUCACUUGUCAGUUCAGAAAUUCAUUUUUUCUUGGAGUCUGAAAGGCACGAUGAGCCUUCAAGAGGAGUUUCAGUAUUGAAGAUAUUUUGUGAUAGGCCAGAUUGGCUCAAGAUAUGGGCAAAAAUAGAGCUCAAGGAUGCCUGGAAGAAACUAAAACUUGAUCUAAAAGAUGAGACAGCUUGGUCAAUUGAUAAGAAAUGUGGAGUUAAUUUCCAACUCAGUGCAGAGACUGAACAAUUUUUCCUUGCAACUAGAGAAGACUAUAGAGCCCCAUUAGUAACAGAAUCUGCCAUUAAAAUUUCCUGGGAAAUGAUUGAACGAUGCCAAACUCUGCCUGAUGUUCUACUACGUGUUCGAUUUAUCAGAUCGACUGCUGGAAAAUUCCUCUGGCAUUUUCUUAAUGUAUUGGUUUUGAGAUGCAAAAACACUGAGUUUCCAAUAGAUAGUCCAGAUGAUGCCUUGAUCAAAGUCUGUGUAUCAAUCAAUGCUGCCAGGUAUAUCGAGUCUAAGCUACAAGAGUGGAGUGAUGAUGUCAACUUCUUGGAGAUGAGAAUUGCUGAAAGAGCUUUAGACAUAAACAGAAAUGACAAUGGGGCUGAUGAUAAUAGCUUUUUUAGGGAAGAAGUUAAAAGCAUGCUGGAGCUUGAGACCAACUGGCUUAUGGACAUAAUUACUUGUCUCCUCCAUCAUUUUGAAGCACUCUCCUGGGAAUAUCUGCAGAAUGCAAAACAGUUUGAGCAAGGGCGAGGAAAUCUUACUUCAGCAGUCACUGAUUUAGCAAUAUCCACUGAUAUUGUCGAGGCACUGGAUACCAUUAAAAGUGAGCUUCGCAUUCUUAAAUUGAGUCUCAAUCCAAAAGACUUCUUUGAUUUGUGGAGAAGUGUUGCUGAUGGGCUUGACCAUUUUAUCUCAAGCAGCAUUUUGGUGAGUGAUAUUCUUUUUUCUAGCUUUGGGAUUAAUCAGUUUGAAGCUGAUAUGCAAGCACUAUUCUUUGUUUUUCAACCGUUCUGUGCUCGGCCUGACGCAUUUUUCCCUUGUAUUAGAGAGACUAUUAGGCUGUUGAAAAUGAGUAGGGAAGAAGAAAAGUAUUUGCAAGUAGUUACAUCCACUGUUGAGAACCCAACAAAAUGCCUACACUCUGGGAAUUUUACACUUAACAUUUGAUCAAGUUGAUAAAAUUUUGAGGAGGAGAAGAUUUGAAACUUGAGCUUUAGUAUUGUGCUUUUUGUCUCCUCUUUUUUCCUUUCCCCCAAAUCUUCCCAAGUAUUUUGUUCAUAGAGAUAGACUAUUAGCUAAUACAUUCUCUUGAUGACCUUUGUGUUAUCACUUAUACCCAUGAAACCAAAUAAGAUUAUGAGCUGCUAAUGACUUUCAAUGGGUGUUUGAUAUAGCUGCUGAAGAAGUUUAGUCUCUCAGUUUCCAAUAGCUACUACAUAAAAAGUAUCUUGUUUUGUUAAAUCUCUAAAUUGGCAGAUGGUGUCCUGUUGGAGUAUUAAUUAAAUGGCACUAGUUCACACUUCACAGUUUUUGGCAUUGUAGCUUUUGACUUAUAGUUCAGUUUUGAUUAAAAAAAAAAAAAAAAAAGAAAUUGAAUCAUUUAUCUUUUUUUUUUUUUUUUUCUUUCUCAAUGUUAACUUGUAAAAGUUCUUAAUAAGAACUAUUAAGGGUAAAUGGCAGAUGCCUGUGUUUUGGCAUAUUGUACUAUUCUUUUAUAUUAUGUUAAUUUUGUCCCUUCAUUA